Aureobasidium pullulans EXF-150 is the source of this 820-nucleotide messenger RNA. RefSeq lists its product as uncharacterized. The record is from RefSeq and is a predicted model, not a curated record. The transcript has a single exon. The coding region runs from base 47 to 580 and encodes 177 amino acids. Lineage: Eukaryota; Fungi; Ascomycota; Dothideomycetes; Dothideales; Saccotheciaceae.
UCGACUUUCCCCAUCACAUUCACACAUCAACAACAACAUCGCCAUCAUGACAACUGCACCUACCUCACCUACCAUCAUCUGGCCUGAGAAGUUCCUUCCUGGUACCACCGACAAUUUUGUCUCCAACGAAACCGUAGUCAAAGGCCUCAGCGCCGCAGACAUUUGGAAAUACCUUGCCGACAUCAGACAAUGGGAGUCCUACUACUGGAACUGCGAGAAAAUCACUCCUCCUACAUCCGGACCGAUGCUGAAGAAAGGCGACAAGUUUAGCUUCUCGACUUUCGGGUUCCCGCCUUUGCCUUCAGAAGUGUAUGAAUCAGUUGAACCAUCGAAGACAGAAGUCGGUCGUCUUGCGUGGAGAGCAGAGUCUGAUGGGAAUGGCGACAAGGACUCGGCUAUUGAUGUCUACCAUGCUUGGGUUAUCGAGGAUCUUGAAGGAGACCGUGUCAGGAUCUUGACACAGGAGUCGCAGAUUGGCAAGCCAGCGGCUGAUUUGUCUACCAAGAAGCCCAAUCCCAUGUUGAAUGGACACCAAGACUGGAUUGAUGGAUUGGUCAAGGCAGCAAGGGAUGGGAAGUAGAUAUAGCUACGUGAGAGCAGCCUCAGAGCAACUGUAUUCAAUUGCAAGCCCCCUCUGCCUCAAAGCCGCUGAUGUAACCAUGGUCAUCAAAGAGCACAGAUCUUUGAAAGUUGGAGCUGUGGUUAAUGGAGCGCUUGGAUGCGCCGUUCUUGAUAGGUGACCUCACGAGCCUCCAAACGCUCGGGUUGUGCCUCUCGAGUGAUUCGUUCGAACUAUUCUAGGGACAUCAGAUAACUUUCG